AACCAUGUUGCAUGAUUCGGCCCAGUUUCGCGUUGCAGUCACUUCUUCGGAUGAGGGUGCAACAUCUUGAACUCCCCUCAAUCUUCCAUUCUUCCACCAUUAAACAUGUUCUCUAGCGACGCCAUGGUUUCCGCAGACUGUCUGUGAUCCUGACUAUCAACUUUCCCUGCCCAAUAUCACGCACACAUCGUCCCAACUCGAACUGCGCCCUCGAGCACGAUCCUUGACAGAUCAUCACACCCAGCCUCCAAUCGCUCUCCGUCUACAACAUGCCACCGCAACACGUAGAGAUCGCAGAGACAAUCGCGGCUCUGAAAAGGGCUCUGCGACGUGAAAAAGAAGCUCCCGCAGACCAAUCCAUUUCAGCAGCGACGAACCGGGGAAAUAAACUGAAAAAGGGUGCAAAUCAAGUUCACGCUGGUGCUCUACCCUAUGCAUAUGGUCCAAGCGGUUACAAACAGAAGAUCGAACAUGCAGGAUACACGAGAUACAUUCUAGACCGCAAGCCAAAACGCUACAAUGAAUAUGGAGACGAACUGGAAGACAGCGAAAGCGAUACCGAGGCAGAUGCCGACGCUGAGGACGAGAAUCCUUACGCCGGUAUUAGGUUGGAAGAACUUCUCUGUCCACUGAAGCAUCCUGCCGAACUGGCAACCCACCCUACCUUAUCUCUACCCUUCCUUGACAGUGCCCUACCUGAUAUGGUUCGAUCGAUAGAGGACAAACUUCGCCAGGAGAGGGCCAACCUGUGGCGGGCCAAGAGUCUCAAUAGACAAUUCAUGGGCGAUGAACCAUGGCUUCCAUGUGCCAGUGUUGAGGGCCCCGACGAUUGGGACAUGUUCGCGCCCAAGCCAAAGGUGCUCGCGCAACAGGCAGGCAAAAAGAGGAAGCGAGAUAGUGACAAAGACAUCACCCAAAACGGUGUCAAUGGGCAUGACUAUGCUCAUGAGGAUGAGCAUCCACAGAAUAAAGAAACUGCACCUGAAUCCCAGGCGGAGAAUGCCGAGGAUGCGCAGGUCGAUGGUCAGGACAACCACGGAGAAAAGACCGACCCUGAGAUCGAACAGGAAACAAAAGACCAGCCAGAUCCGAAUGAUGGUGACCUGCCUACCGCAAAUGGCGUUCACGCCGAGAACCAUACCGAAGUCCUCGACGUCGAGAAUGGAAACGUAAACAACGAAGAGAAUGGAGAACAGAACCUUGGAGAAGACACGGCCGAAAAGAUGGAGGUGGAUGAAGGAGACGACAACACCGCAUCUGACGAAGAAGCACCACAGCCAACGCGAAGGAUUACACGUGCCCUAGCAGCCGAGAACAAUGUCUUCAACACGGCAAGUCCUCCCUUGUCACCACAUUCCACAGCCUCAACCAUCGACUCGUCCCUACUACAAAUCGACCCGAUGUUCCUCCUGCCUCCCUCGUUCGCCCCCAACAACCGAGCACCGCGAAGUCUCUUUCGUUUCGGACUGCCUGUUGAGGAGUUUAUCGAGACGCGACGGCUUCUGACCGUGUACAUUCAAAAACAAGAAGAGAGCGUCCGAGGAUACGAAGCUGUUCUGGGCAAGCUCAUCAAGGCCAAGAGACUGCGGGACAAGGUUUGGGAAUGGUGCAAGACAGAAGGUCAUGUUGGUGAGUGGUCGGACGGAGAGGACUGGGUCGAUGCCGAGGCUUGGGGUCUGGCUCCUGAAGAACUCAAAAAGGGUAAAGAUGAAGAAGAAGUCGAGGGUCAGGAAGAGACAGGCAGAAAGGGCAAGAGGAGAAGACGAGACUAGAAAUCUCGACAACAAACUGUGACUCCUGCGAAGGAUAG
Exophiala viscosa is the source of this 1810-nucleotide messenger RNA. RefSeq names its product RXT2-like protein. Gene Ontology annotation, biological process: negative regulation of silent mating-type cassette heterochromatin formation; negative regulation of rDNA heterochromatin formation. The transcript has 4 exons. NCBI's taxonomy places the organism in Eukaryota, Fungi, Ascomycota, Eurotiomycetes, Chaetothyriales, Herpotrichiellaceae. The coding region runs from base 270 to 1772 and encodes 500 amino acids. The record is from RefSeq and is a predicted model, not a curated record. Gene Ontology annotation, cellular component: cytosol; Rpd3L complex.